CCCAGGCAGGUUUUAUACGAUCAGGAUUCGAACAAGAUUCUGUCAUGAUUUUCCAAACUUGUUAGUUCGUAUUUAGCAUUGAGAAAACAACAUCAUCAAUGUUUUUGAACUCGUUGUGGUUGUACACUAUAUUAAGUGCUACAGUUUUUACUGGUCUGGUAGUUAAUUCUGACGGCGACGACGACGAGGAAUACGAAACAGUAGUUACGAUCACCUCCCUCACAGGAUCUAAGAAACCAUUUGUUUAUAUCGAAAAACUUUGCGAUGAUCGAGAUGCACACUGUAGGAACUACUCAUGUUCAGCUUUCUCUACCGAGAAAACCACAAUUUUUUGGUUGUUCAAGAGCUGUCCAGACAAAAGUUGUCCAGCCGUAUACAAACCAGCAAAUUCUCAACAGGACGGCUUGCAGAUUUCUUCAAACAUAACUCUAGAUUUAUUAUCCGCUGGGUAUCUGACCUGCGUUGCUAAUAACUCUCAUGGGAACAUGGCAGAUAUUGAAGAAGUUGUUCGAGUUAAUGAGACGGGACGUCGAUUGAUUAAUUUGACGAAACAAGACGUUAAUUACGAAAUUCAGCCAGACGAAGGAAGUCUCUUCGUAAGGUGGAAUAUUACAAUGUUAGGCCAUCCAUCCCCUGAGUUAACUCUACAAGAUGAGAAAAAUAUUACAGUCUGUUCUUUACCAGAAAAAUAUAACUGCACAAUAAAUGGCCCUGACGGUUAUAUUGCACUGACUAUUAAGAAUAUAUCGGUUGACGAUUUAAAUAAAAACUUUUCUCUAGUUGCGAAGAAUAUUUACGAAACCACUAAUUUUAGUUUGAUAAUGAACGCAUCAGGUUUAAUAGGGUUUGAAAUAGAAGCGGAAGAGCUGAACGAACUUUACAGUAUUUUAUGGUGUGGCGCCAGCUCUGUACACCCCUGCAACGUAUCUUGGUCUUUUAAACCCAAAUGCCCUGAACGGAAUUGUGCCUAUAAGCCGGUAAAUGGAAUACAUUCUCAGGACAGCCCCCUUCAGUGUUGGUCACAUUUAAAUGUUAGUUCUUCGGAAUCGGGAUUCCUGCGGUGCCAUGUGAGCAGUCAAGGAGCCUCAGAAGAAAUUUAUCAAGAAAUAGGAAAUGUAAAAAACGGUGUAGAGAUUUUUGGAAAUGACAGCAUAACUCAAAUUAUUGACGAAAACACUAAAAGAAUAAAGACGGAAUUCGGAAAACUUAUCAUUUUAACGUGUGGGGCUUCGGUGCUUAACUAUACCGAUGACGUUAGAUGGGCAAUUUCUGAACUAGAUAAUGACAUCAGCGAAAAUACUAUUGUAAGUAGCGUGAGAAAUGCGCUCUUUAUCAACACUCGAUUACUAUUCUUGUCGGAUACCGGACAAUACAAAUUUGAGGGCACAUACUUUUGCAAGGCAGCCCUGAAAAAUGGAAAUGGAACCUUUCAUUAUAGAAAAAUUGAAGUUACUACUGCAGAAAAGCAGUUGACUUAUUACAUCAUUGCUAUCUUAAUAGUAGUCCUCUUGGCUAUAUCAGCUUUCAUCGUCUUUAAAAUGAGAACUUAUCAAAAACUCCAGAAAGAAAUGAAAGAAUUGAAUAUGGUUGGCUUGGCUAAUUUUGAGAAAGGGGCGUUGGAGCAUUUGAAUCCUAAUUUGACUAUAGAUGAUCAGGCGGACUUGCUACCGUAUGACAAGAAAUACGAAUUCCCUGUAGAACAACUGAAAUUAGGAGAACAAAUCGGAUCUGGGGCUUUUGGCGUGGUGAUGAAAGGAGAAGCGAAAGGCGUUUUCGAACACGAACCAAGUACUACAGUAGCUGUAAAACUCGUAAACAGAACUAUCGGAGAUAUUUAUGUCAAAGCGUUAGCGUCCGAGCUGAAAAUUAUGAUUCACUUGGGCAAACACAUCAAUAUUGUAAACCUUUUGGGUGCUUGCACUAAAAACAUUACAAAAAGAGAGUUGUUAGUGAUAGUGGAAUAUUGUCGUUUUGGAAAUUUAAAAGACUACCUUCUCAAUCACCGGCAUUCUUUCAUUGACCAGAUAAAUUCGGAAACCGGCCAAAUCGAUUUUAGCAUAGGAAGCGACGUCUUAGGUAUAAAUAAUGAUCCAGAACUUUUAUAUGUUACACCCUCUUUCGGCAACCGCAACUGUUCCUCUACUUCCCAACUUUCGAAAGAGGAAACCCCUCAACCCGACAAGGACGCUAACUACCAAGGGGAUUAUCAAGACAUGAACAAACCGGUUUGCACAAGAGAUCUUCUUUUAUGGUCGUUUCAGGUUGCGCGUGGUAUGGAGUAUCUAGCGUCACGUAAAGUAUUACAUGGUGAUCUCGCUGCAAGAAACAUUCUCCUAACGGAUGGCAAUGUCGUAAAAAUUUGCGAUUUCGGUUUGUCGAAAAGCAUGUAUCAGAAAGAAAUUUACAAGAAAACUGGAGAUGAGAUGUUACCUGUCAAAUGGAUGGCUAUUGAAGCCAUCACUGACAAAAUUUUUUCGAUUCAGUCUGACGUGUGGUCUUUUGGCAUAGUUCUGUGGGAAAUUUUUUCUUUAGCUCGGACGCCGUACCCUGGAAUGGAAUAUAGCGAGAGUUUUUGCGAAAAGCUUUUGGAUGGGUAUAGAAUGAAAGCGCCACAGUUUGCAAACGAUGAAAUAUAUGAGAUUAUGUUACACUGCUGGGAUGCUGAGCCUUCGAUGAGACCCUCCUUCACGCAGCUGGCACGCAAGAUCGGUUCGGUGUUGGACCAACAAAUUGUUGAGCACUACAUCGACAUGAACACCGGAUAUUUGAAAAUGAACUCCGAGAGAUUUAAAAAUGAAAACAGCGACUACCUCUCAAUGGUUGGAGCUCCUGAAUUUCAGAAGUAUUCGUCACCCUAUCGUUAUGUCAAUGUAAUCAAACCUUCUAUUAAACAAGAAGAAAACAACACAUAUUUAUAAUUUGAUUAAUGGCAACAGUAUAAGAAAAAGUUGUCGUAAUAUUGACUUUCAUUUGCAGUUUAGAGCAUGUUUUUCCGGAACAGUAGAAUCCUCAUCUGUGUUGUGUAAAACUGUGAAACAUAAUUGUGUGGACAACAAUAUGGAAUAUUUUGAAAUUUUCGUCAUUUUUGUUUUCAAUUUGACGAUUUAAAUUACUUAAACACUUUGUAUUAGAUAGAACACUUUAUUUUAAACAAUUUUUAGUUUUUACUUCACGAACAUAAGCUAAGGAAGUAUUGUAAUCGAAUAUAACGGUCAUGACCCCAAGAGUACGAAAAAUGGGUCCUCCGUUUCCGUCUGUCAGCCCUCCGUGACGAUUUUUGUUAGACAGAUAAUCUCCGAAACGACCGAAUUUUAUAUGUGUAUCAUGAGUAUGUAUAUAUAUGUAAAACACGAACCAAACUUUGUUUAAUCAUCCCCCAACAAUGUGAUGAUCACCUCAAAAUUGUACACAGUAAGUGGGUUUUAAAUUGUAUAAAAUAUACUCCCCACAAAAAUUGUGGCACCAUCCAUUAAAUUUUAAAUGUUUACAAUUUAAAUGUAAUGUAGAAGAAACAUAUCGAUCUAAAUCACAUUAAAUGUUGUCAUUAUUUGGCACUGUCUUGCAUACAUUUAUCCCUAAUAUGUAUAUGGUAGCUACAUGGAGUCAGGUUUACUAGAACUGGAGGUAGUGCAAUAAUUUUUGUGGAGAGUGUGACAUAGUUCUACACGCGUAGUUUCUGAAUCCGUGUUUAGAAAAAAAAUCAAAUUUAUACAUAUUUUUAAUUAGAAUUUUAUUUUUUCACCCAGUUGCAUCUAAAUGCAACGUGCAUCUGGAGAUGUUUUGAUAUUA
Zophobas morio is the source of this 3789-nucleotide messenger RNA. RefSeq names its product vascular endothelial growth factor receptor kdr-like. NCBI's taxonomy places the organism in Eukaryota, Metazoa, Arthropoda, Insecta, Coleoptera, Tenebrionidae. Gene Ontology annotation, cellular component: signaling receptor complex; plasma membrane. Gene Ontology annotation, biological process: positive regulation of kinase activity; protein phosphorylation; cell surface receptor protein tyrosine kinase signaling pathway. Bases 99 to 2918 code for a protein of 939 amino acids. The record is from RefSeq and is a predicted model, not a curated record. The transcript is spliced from 15 exons. Gene Ontology annotation, molecular function: ATP binding; transmembrane receptor protein tyrosine kinase activity.